AUCCUUUAAUAGCUAGACAAGAAUGGCGACAGGUCAUGACAAACAUCGGACGAGCUGCCGUUGUGCCCUCAAUUCCUCCUACAAUUGUUGAUAACGAGUUAGUCACGGAAGAUGCAUCAAAUAAUUCACUCAUGCCUACCUCAAAUGAUACUGAUCAAGAUGACUCGCCCGUACUAGCUCCAACUCUGGCUUCUGAAGAUACAAACAGUGCUCCGAUCAUGCCCACUGAUCGUCCAACUGAACCUACUGACGAUUCGCGUGUUGCUCUCUCUUCUGGUAAUGAUGUGAUUAUCAGUCAUCAUGUUGAUAAUAUCGAUCCUGUGGAAACAGAACAGCCCAAUACCACUAUCAUAGAAUCUGAUGAAAUACAACCUGUUGCAAAUCCCACAACCGUAACCGUACCUUCUCACUCGUCUUCUCCUAUAUUGCCCUCGUUAGCCCUUCCAGAUCAAACCACUGAUACCUCUAUACUUACGAGCUUUGUACCUAACUACGACAACUCGAUUGACUCUAGUACGUUGCCUUCUGCUGACAGUGAAGUAUUCGUUGAUGCUCAAGAAGAUGUGCCUGUUCACCCUUGGGAUCUCCCUGAAUCAGAAUUCAAUUUUGAUAUCGAUGUCGAUGAUUUAGACGAUUCUGAUGACCAUACUGUUCAAGAAUUCCCACCUGUUUUCAAUUGUUGUGAGAUGAAGAGAGAGUAGAUAUUCAAUAAGAGAAAAGGUAAGAACACAGAGAAAGUCCGUUAGAACUUGUAUAGGUUUUUAUUUCUCCAAGAAAAAUGUUAUCUUUCAAUUGCUAUAAAAUGUCAAGAUCAGGAGCAAUUAAGAGAAAUGCCUUUAGAGGAAGUUGUCAGCUCAGCCAAUAGUACAUGAUCUGACCUGAACUUGAAUAAACUAUUACAUAUUUGUUAAAUGCCAA
Molecule: messenger RNA, 918 nt
Organism: Gilbertella persicaria
Lineage: Eukaryota; Fungi; Mucoromycota; Mucoromycetes; Mucorales; Choanephoraceae
Exons: 2
Coding region: 36-701 (221 amino acids)
Source: RefSeq, a predicted model, not a curated record